AACAGCGCAGCACGGACGCCCCCAGCAGCAGAAAAAAAACGGACUGGUUGGCGAUGGCACAAGAUAAAGGACUCAGUGUCGGUCGUGUCCCAAGUGCAGUCGGUCUACACCGUCUCUGAUUUUAUACCGCGCGCUAUUUCUUUAGAUAUAUUCGUUCGCCAUCAGCACAGAGUGUCGAUAUAGUCGUGUCAAAAUUUAUUUUGAUUUUUUCAUUUAAAAAUUUAUUUUUGGGUCUAUUAGUUUUGAUUAUUUUUGCAUUCGAAAUUGAACCUAAAUCGAAUUUUCGGGUGAAAAAGAGAGAGAGUGUUCAUUUUCAACCUGUGGGGGGAAAGAGAGAUAGAAAAGUGGUGUGCUGGAAAUUCGGUUCGAAAUAUAGAUGUGUGCUGCUGUGUGCGCUGUGUGUGAUGUGUGCUGUGUGUGUGCCAUGUAUUAGGUUUGAUAACCGACAAUCUUUGCAUAGAGUUUGAGCGCUGCUGGGGGCCACGCAGCAGGACAGGACAGGAUCAAUCGCUUCUAUACAUUUGAUGCUGGCGCUCCCGAGAAAUAUAAUAUUAGAUGAUAUGCUGAGAUGAGUUCGAUCGCUCGCCAGUUGCUGCUGGCUCCAGCUCCGUUUAACGGCGACGAGAUAGCACGAGAUUUCCGUCGACAACUCGUCGCAUCAGCAGCAACAACAACCACCGAUGACUUGAAAGACGCGCCGAGUGCUCCUGCCGCCGUUUAUUAGGCGACCCAAUCAAAAUUUCCGACAAAUUUCAUCACAAAAAUUGUUUCAAUUUCAUUUUUCAUUUGAGUUUUUCGGGGAGUUUUUUUGUUUAUUUUGAUUUGAUUCGCAAGCAAUUGGAUAUAUAAAUAUUCUAAAAGUGAUUCGAUAAUAAAAAUGGAGGCGGUGUCGACGGUGAUGGCGGCGGCGGCUGCGUUGACGGACAGCAGCACGGCGACGUCGGCCGCCCUGCCGGUGACGACGGCGUCCAGCCUCAUCACCAAGCGCUACUCGGCCAAAUUGGCACGGAUUCAAGGCUACGUCGUGCGGGGCGUGACGGCGGCCAAUAAACCGCCGCCGUCGUCGGCCGACGGCCAGCAGGCUUCCACCAGCAUUAGCGGCUCUUUGGGAUUCAACACCAAGCGGAGCGCUUUGCGGCUAGUUCGGCCCACUGUCGCCGGCCGCUCGGCCAUGAUGGGCCGCUCCAGCACGGGCUACUCGUCUCAAAAGACGGCCCAGGACACGUACUACAGCGGCAACAGCCUCAUCAAUUCAUCAACGACGCUGGGCUCUGAUUGGACGUUGGUUCACAGUCGGCCAGAGACGGACGGACGGCCGGCCAGCAAUCGCAACAGCAGCUGGGUUGGCUCCAUCACGGAGCUGAUCAACAGCACGACCGCCUGGCGAGAUCCGUACCUGAACAUUAGCACGGCCGGCUGCUCAUUUUUGAACGGAACGGCGUCAGCAGUUGGCGGCCGGAAUUGCCAGGGGGCCGACGACGGACUGAUGUGGGACAACAACAAUAACAACGGGACGGGCAUCAACGGGACGUCCAUCGACGACGACAUGGAAGCCAAAAACUUUUGGGCCCUCCUGCUCUUCCUGUUCCCACUUUUGACCGUGUUCGGCAACGUUCUGGUCAUCCUGAGCGUCUACCGCGAAAGAGCCCUCCAGACGGCCACCAACUACUUUAUCAUCAGUCUGGCCAUCGCCGAUUUGCUGGUCGCCACUCUGGUCAUGCCGUUCGCCGUUUACGUCACGGUGAACAGCAAGUGGGAUCUGCCGGACGUCGUCUGCGACUUUUACAUCGCCAUGGACGUCACCUGCAGCACGUCGUCCAUUCUCAAUCUGGUGGCCAUCAGCAUCGAUAGGUACAUCGCGGUGACUCAACCCCUCAAGUACGCCCGCCACAAGAACCACAAGCGGGUGUGGCUGACCAUCGGCCUGGUGUGGGCCAUCUCGGUGGCCAUCGGUCUGCCCAUCGUCCUCGGCUUGAACAACACGGAGCGACGCAUCCCGACCGACUGCGGCUUUUACAACGCCGAUUUCGUCAUCUACUCGUCUCUCUCCUCCUUCUACAUCCCCUGCAUCAUCAUGAUCUUCCUCUACUACCAAAUCUUCAAGGGGAUUAGGGAGCGGGCGAAGAGGGCGACGGCCAACCGGAAGCCGCAGCACGCUCAUCUGAUGGACAAUUUGGCGCCGCAUACGAAACGGCUGGCCGAGACGGCCAUGGGUGGGCCGCCCAUCGCCGGCGGUCAACAACAGACGGUCCCGCAGACGCAGAGAGUCCACGUGACGACGCCGGCCGGCUCCGGCAUCAGCAACGCGACGGACAACAACGCCGGAGGGUCAGCUGGUGGUGGUGCUGGUGCUGGAGCCACGACGGCCCUGGCCGGCUCGCUCCUCUCGCCGCCAGGUGUGACGCUGGCCAAGACGACCCUGCUGGGCCGGGCCGCCUCCAUGACGAUGGGCAACAAACAGCAGAGCCGCCGGCGGAGUCUCUUCGACGACGACAAAGGCACCGAUCAGGGCAGUGGAAGUCAAGACGAGGACGACGACGACAAUGGCGACGAGUGGGCAGAGGACGGCAGCAACAGCGGACUGCCCAGGGACAUUUCCACCGAGUUCAUGCUGGCUGCCAAUAAGCAGAAAGAGGCGGCCAACCAACAUAACGCAGUCGGAAAUAACAAGGCGCCGGGGUCGUUGGCGUUGGCGUCCAAGACGCUGCUGCUAACGACGACAACAACGACGGUUGCUGCGGCGACGGCGGCCACCAUGAGUGGCCUGAGCAACGGCGACGCGUCCAGCAACUACAACAAUCAACAGCCAGCGGCGUCGACCGGUGCUGGCGUCGACGCCGGCUCACUCGGCCAUUCUCUCAUGACCGACGGCGUCUCCUGCCUCUCCUUGCCAACCAGCCAGCAGCAUCAACCCAUCUCCAACGCCCAGCACAAUAAGAUCAAGCAGAGCGGGAGUAAUAAAGGCAAAGGAACACGAAGUGGCGGCGGUGGCAGCAGCUGCGGGGUGGACUCUACGGCCGGGACGCCGCCCAGCGGGAGUGGCAACAACGGCAACGGUGGCAACGGCAACGGGGCCGACAAGGAGAGCAAGCAAUACCAGACGGCCGGCUCCCGGUUCACCAUUUACAAAGUCAACAAGGCCAGCCGCAAGAAACGCGAGAAAUCCUCGGCCAAAAAAGAACGAAAAGCCACUAAAACGCUGGCCAUCGUCCUCGGUGUGUUCCUUAUUUGCUGGGUCCCUUUCUUCACGUGCAACAUCUUGGACGCCAUUUGCACCAAGUUUGAGCGCGACUGCCAGCCGGGCGGGACGGCCUUCCAGCUCACCACUUGGCUGGGCUACGUCAACUCGUUCAUCAAUCCCGUCAUUUACACCAUCUUCAAUCUCGAGUUCCGCAAGGCCUUCAAGCGCAUCCUCGUCUGCGCUGAUUGAUUCUCUUGUUAUGUCUGAUGUGUGUGUUUUUGGUGUUUUUUUUAUUUCUUUUGGGUUAAUAAUAAUUUAUUUUUUAAAAAAGGGGGAAUACAUUUUGACCGUGCCGUCUAAUAAUACAUAGAGAAUAAAUAUUUCAAUUUGUCUCCAAAUCAACCAAAAAAUCUAUAAAUAGAUGUAUAUAAUUAUCAUUUUUGGAGAGACGUAUAUUAUAUAAUUAUAUAUAUACUAUUUA
This is a messenger RNA of Daphnia pulicaria, 3662 nucleotides long. RefSeq names its product dopamine D2-like receptor (gene Dop2R). Gene Ontology annotation, biological process: adenylate cyclase-activating adrenergic receptor signaling pathway. Bases 878 to 3430 code for a protein of 850 amino acids. The transcript has 8 exons. The record is from RefSeq and is a predicted model, not a curated record. Gene Ontology annotation, cellular component: membrane. NCBI's taxonomy places the organism in Eukaryota, Metazoa, Arthropoda, Branchiopoda, Diplostraca, Daphniidae. Gene Ontology annotation, molecular function: dopamine neurotransmitter receptor activity, coupled via Gi/Go; melanocortin receptor activity.